AUGAUAACAUUUGGCUCUGCUAACACUUCCACAACACUGGAAGACACAGGUGAAGUGAGAAGUAUUUGUGAGAGCGUUUGCAGUGAUGGAUCCAAUGCUACAGUCCAACCUGGGGCUUCAAAUCAGAGGCCUCGUAUGGACAUCGCUUGUGUUUUGGAUGUCACCCAAACUUUGAACCUUGCUCACAGAAAAAGGGCCUUAGAAGAAGUUCGUUUAGCUUCCGAGUUAGUUAACGCUAACUUGCAUCAUAUUCACUAUGAAAAAUUGGAUUUUGGUGAGACUAGUGUACUAGACACAUUCUACAAUGCAGAUGUUGCUCUUGUAGACCUUAGUGUACAAGUGCAGCAAAGUUCUCUCCUGUACCAUCUUGGAGUUCGUGAAAGUUUUGAUAUGAAGGAGAAUGUGUUACUUUACAAUGAUGUUGAUCCUGAUGCUACAUUAAGACUAAAGAUAUCGCUGCCCAAUUUCCUGUUCGUGUCGUACAAAUUGACCGAUGCAAGUACUUGCGUGACGACCAAUCCGGCCGCAACUAAAUUCAAAGGAGAAGAAACUGCCGAUCCAAAACAGCACCUCACACUGCGACUCAAAAAUAUUUUACAAGAUGUCGAAGUACAAACCAAAGCCCACCUCCAAGAGAAAUUUCUCUCAGAUCUUCGCAAAGCGCGCGAGACUUACAGUGGUACGGAACUUGCGAACGUUUUGCACGCAAUGCGUCGAAGAUUGGACGAUCCAGCCGUUCUCUCUGGAGAUACUAUACUUAACAUGUUGAUCUCAUACAGGGAAAUACAGGAUUAUGACGCCAUAGUUCAGGUUGUGGAUGAUCUCAAGACCAUUAUGAAUAGAAAGAACUAUGUGAAUAUGCCGAUAAUUAGGUUUAUGUAUGCGUUUGCAAUGAACAGAAGAAACAAAGAGGGUGAUCGAGAGAACGCUUUGAAAGUGUGCGUUAAAGCGUUAGAGAAGAAAGAAAAUCGGUUUCCUGAUAUGUUGUGUUUAUGUGGGCGUAUUUAUAAAGAUAAAUUCGUAGAAUCUCAACACACUGAUAUGGAAAGCUUAAAAAAUGCCAUUCACUGGUACAGACAGGGAUUUGAAGUGCAGCCAAAUGAAUAUGCGGGUAUUAAUUUAGCGACGUUAUUAGUUAUAGCCGGUAAUGACUUCAAAGAUUCUCAAGAAUUGCAACACAUAGGUAAGGUGCUGAAUCAUUUAAUAGGAAAAAAGGGCAGUCUGUCGUCACUUAAGGACUAUUGGGAUGUGGCUACGUUCUUUGAAAUAUCAGUACUGGCUCAGGAUUAUGUUAAAGCCAUACAGGCCGCCGAAUGUAUGUUCAAAUUGAAACCACCAAACUGGUAUCUCAAGUCAACCAUAGGAAAUAUUGAAUUAAUAGACAGAUUUAGAAAGAAAAAUGAAGAGACCUCACCAGAACAACAAGUGUUUUCAUUCUGGAUGGAAUUUUUUGUGGAAGCAACUAAGAGUACAUGCGAGAAUAUCAUAAGAUUUCCGGUAUUAAUAUUAGAAACAACUAAGAUCUACAUGCCAUCAUACGUAAAUGUCAAUAUGGGAGCAGAACAAAAAUCGGUUGAAAUUUUUAACUUGUGCCUUGAUUCAAUGCGCGGUGACUGUAGGCAAGUGCAUCGGUGGCUGUUCACUUCGGAUAUGAUCCGGACAUACAGUUUGUAUAAACGCGACGAACGCUGCUUAUUUUUGUAUGUAAGCGAGAAUUCUGACGAUUUUCAAAUAUUUCUGCCAUCGCAAGCGUUUCGACAGCAUUUGUACGACCUUUUAGGAGAAUUAACAGCAGAUCACGAGAAAGUCACAGAUUUAGACACUAGUGUUAUGCAAGAUCAACUCAAGUUCGAAUACGAAUACGACGGCAACAAGCGCGUGGUGCUGGGCAAGGGGACGUACGGCGUGGUGUACGCGGCGCGGGACCUCAACACGCAGGUGCGCAUCGCCGUCAAGGAGAUCCCCGAGAAGAACCUCGGCGACGUGCAGCCGCUGCACGAGGAGAUCCUGCUGCACUCGCAGCUGCGGCACAGGAACAUCGUGCAGUAUUUGGGGUCAAUAUCAGAAGACAACUACUUCAAAAUUUUUAUGGAACAAGUACCCGGAGGCUCGCUUUCUGCCCUAUUGAGAUCUAAGUGGGGUCCUCUUAAAGAAAAUGAAGCGACUAUUGCUUAUUACACUAAGCAGAUUUUGGAAGGUUUGAAAUAUCUGCACGACCAGAAAAUAGUACAUCGCGACAUCAAAGGCGAUAAUGUACUAGUUAACACAUACAGUGGGGUGGUCAAAAUAUCGGACUUUGGUACUUCGAAACGCUUGGCGGGGCUUUGUCCCUCUACCGAGACGUUUGCGGGUACGCUGCAGUACAUGGCGCCUGAGGUUAUUGAUAAGGGUCUUAGGGGCUAUGGGGCACCUGCGGAUAUCUGGUCGCUGGGUUGUACAGUAGUAGAAAUGGCAACAGGACAUCCACCUUUUAUGGAAUUAGGAUCUCCUCAAGCAGCUAUGUUUAAGGUUGGAUAUUAUAAAAUGCAUCCGGAAAUUCCCAGCGAGCUCUCUCAAAAGGCCAAGAAUUUUAUCCUCCGUUGCUUUAUCCCAGAGCCAGAGAAACGGGCCACGGCUGCUGAAUUACUCGAAGAUCCAUUUCUUUGCGAGAAAAAGAAGGCUUCAACUCGACUGGGUAAUAGCGUGGAUUAUAGUAGAAGUAUCUCCGUCCCUGCAGACAAGGCGCGCCCCGUUGCUCAGAAGAAGAUAUCCGAGCCUAGUAUGCCCGGCAACGUACCCAGCUCUCCAGAGAUUGAGGUCAAAACGAUCCGGUCUAAUCCGACAAUCACUAGGACGGCCUCAUCGAUGCUCUCACCGAUACUGAUUUAUCCGCCGGACUUGUCAAACAGCAGUACUAUGCCAAAUACUCCUUCUACGGAUGAGAUGGAUAGUACCGACACACUCUUGAAUAGGCGUAGCUCUUCUGGAGGGUUGCUGUCACCUGAGGUGGAUAUGACGAACGUGCCUCGUUCAUCGAUUGACGUAGAGCAUGAUGGAUUUUAUCUGCUUAAAAAGGACUCACAGCGCCGUCUCACUCUCUCUCGUGUGUUAGAGCAGGACAGCGAGAAGAUUUGCUCAAAAUGGAUGCUCAGCAUUCAACAAGACUUCGGCAAUACUGUUUUGACACUGAAUCACUUAGAAACUCUUCGCUGUGCGCUUAAAAACUACAUAAUGGACCAAAACAAAUCCGUAAUAGAGCAAGCGAUAACGACAUUGAAGGAAGAGUUGGACUUUGAUUCUAACGCGAUAAACGAGCUGCAUUCAGCCAUAUACAUGUUCCAAGAAGCCGUGAAUGUGGUGCUGAGGAUGCACAGUAUCAAACCACACUGGAUGUUUGCGCUGGACAACUUGGUGCGAAAUGCAGUUCAAGCGGCAAUCACUGUGCUAUCACCAGAAUUAGGAGCAAAUCUAGCGGGACAAGAUGCAAGACGCAGCGGUGCACAGGAAGCCGGAACUCCUUCAGCGCUGUCCACCGCCACCUCCAGCCGAGACCACCAGCUCCACCAGCUACGACAGGAGAACCACAAAUUAUACCAGGAACUUUUGGAAAGUUAUCAACAGAACCAGUCGUUGCUACGUUUAAUGUUGGAAGAGCAAAAAAUGCAAUCACAGAUGAUUCGAGAGUUCCUGGAGAAGAGGCCAAUAAGCGAGGAUGCGGACGACACGGCGGACAUCGGCGGCGCUGAGCUGGAAGCGCUGCGCGAGUGGGCGUGCGGCCGCGGCGUGCCCGAGGCGGCCGUGCGCGCGCUGGCCGCGCAGCGCUUCACGCUGCCCGACCUGCUGCAGCACGCGCAGCGCGAGGACAUCGCACGCCUCGCCCUCAAGGGUGGAAUAGAAUUACGUCUAUGGCGUGCGAUUUUGGAACACCGUUUACAGUCCAAUUGCAACAACCAUCUUCGUCGCGCGAGCAGCACCGAGACAGACAUGGACACAAACUCCAUCGUAGUGGUCGAAUGUCAGCGCUGCAAAACAUCAAGAACUAUAUCGAACAACUCGUCGUGCUCCAACAACCCAACCAUCGUUAUUAGAGACCAACAAGUGAACGGCGAAAACACCGUAGCGGAAUAUUGCACCGAGAAUGGGAUAGUCAAUCUCUGA
Parnassius mnemosyne (clouded apollo) is the source of this 4137-nucleotide messenger RNA. The record is from the annotation of a GenBank genome assembly. NCBI's taxonomy places the organism in Eukaryota, Metazoa, Arthropoda, Insecta, Lepidoptera, Papilionidae.